Messenger RNA from Rotaria socialis, 492 nucleotides. The record is from the annotation of a GenBank genome assembly. NCBI's taxonomy places the organism in Eukaryota, Metazoa, Rotifera, Eurotatoria, Philodinida, Philodinidae.
AUGACUUUUGCUUCAAUUAGAUUUGAUAUCUAUCGAAAAGUUCCUAAAGAUCUCACUCAACCAACAACUACUGGUGCAGCGAUCUCAAUUAUUUGUGUCACAUUUAUUUCAACAUUGAUUCUUAUUGAAUUUGACUAUUUCAUUACACCUGAAAUUGUAAGUGAAUUAUUUGUUGGCAUACCAGAAAGUGGCCUAGCUGAUCGCAUACCGGUAAAUAUUGAUAUAAGUAUACUCAAUAUAGAUUGUAAAUAUGUUGGUAUCGAUAUUCAAGAUGAUCUUGGCCGACAUGAAGUUGGAUUUAUUGAUAAUACAUUAAAAACAACGGAGAAUAAUGAACUUGGUUGUCAAAUUAAUGCUUCUUUUAAAAUAAAUCGUGUGCCAGGCAAUUUUCAUAUCUCUAUACAUUCGUCACAUGUUCAACCUGAAAAUGGUGAUAUGAAACAUGUUAUACAUGAAUUAACUUUUGGCGAUUCAAUUAAAUUAUUGUGUUAA